Molecule: messenger RNA, 5554 nt
Organism: Ictalurus furcatus (blue catfish)
Lineage: Eukaryota; Metazoa; Chordata; Actinopteri; Siluriformes; Ictaluridae
Gene: cmip
Product: c-Maf inducing protein
Exons: 21
Coding region: 573-2924 (783 amino acids)
Cellular component (GO): cytosol; nucleoplasm
Source: RefSeq, a predicted model, not a curated record
GGUUCCUUCGCCGAGAUAGGCAGAGAGGGGGGGAGAAAGAAAUAGAGAGAGAGAGAGAGAGAGAGAGAGAGAGGAACCAUGUCUACAAGCGUUUAAAAAACAAAACCAGCGGAGAUUACCUGUCGCGUCCUGGAUUGUGUUUGAGUUUGACGUGAAACGCCGUGUUGUGUGGGAACACCUCGGAGGAAUAUGCCGUCGUGCAGAGUGACAGAGUGGAUAUGGAUAAUGGCCCGAACAUAUUGAAUCGCUUCGUCAGAGGAGGAGGAGGAGGGAGUGCUGUAGCGCGAGGAAACACGUUACAGAGAGAAUAAAGGCAGCGAGACACAAUAUAAAAAAAAUAAAAAAUAAAAUAAAAACACUCGGACUGGUAAUUAAUGAAACAUCUCGCAUUUCACCUACGCGGCUUUCACAGGGAUUUGUUUUUUUGUUGUUGUUUGAAUGGCUUGUCGGUUUAACGCCCUCGAGUGACUCGCGGUAGGUAACUCUGCUCGGCUCGGCUCUCCUCUCGGUUCAGACUGAAAGUUAAUCACCGAGGCGAUUUUUUUUGGCCUUUGGAAUAUUUGUGCGUGAACAUGGAUUUUAACGGCAGCGGCUUGGGCAACGAGCUGCACAAUAACCAGACGUAUCAGUGUGAGGAGAGCAAGCCACUGCUGGAGCCGGAGGGCAAUAAUAAUAACAGUAAGGUGGGCGCGGGGCCGUGCCGUCGGAGCGCGCUUCACUGCAGCAGCGGCGGUGGAGGAGGAGGAGGAGGAGGUGGAGGUAUGCGAUAUAAACUCCUGCACGAGGGAGACAUCCAGGUGUGUGCUGUGAAACACCCGCGCACCUUCCUCAGUAAAAUACUCACCUCCAAGUUCUUGCGGAGAUGGGAACCCCACCACCUCACCCUGACCGACAGCAGCAUCGUCUCUGCCACGCCUACAGGUUACAUGGAGGCAGCUCUGUCCUACAGUACUAUAGAGGACCUGCAGCUGUUGUCUUGGGACAACGCACCCAAAUACUGUGUCCAGCUCAGCGUCCCUGGAGGGACUGUCCUUCUACAGGCUGCCAAUAGCUAUCUGCGGGACCAGUGGUUUCACUCUCUACAGUGGAAGAAAAAGAUUUACAAGUACCGCAAGGUGCUGAAUAAUCCCAGCCGCUGGGACGUGGUGCUGAAGGAGAUCCGAGCUCUGGUGGACAUGGCACUUACCUCUCCGCUGCAGGACGAAUCUAUCCACCAAGCCCCACUUCACAUUAUCUCCACCCUACUCGCUGAGAACACCAACCUCAGUGCCCAGGACCAUGAGAGCAUCAUUGUGGCGAUUGCUCCCCUGCUGGAAAAUAACCACCCUCCCCCUGACCUGUGUGAAUUCUUCUGCAAGCACUGUCGCGAGCGUCCACGCUCCAUGGUGGUCAUUGAAGUGUUCACUCCAGUGGUCCAGAGAAUUCUCAAACACAACAUGGAUUUUGGGAAGUGUCCCAGACUGCGUCUCUUUACUCAGGAGUAUAUACUGGCUCUGAAUGAACUCAACGCAGGCAUGGAGGUAGUCAAGAAGUUCAUCCACAGCAUGCAUGGCCCCACUGGACAGUGUCCUCACCCUCGGGUUCUCCCAAACCUGGUGGCAGUGUGCCUGGCUGCUAUUUACUCCUGCUAUGAGGAGUUUAUUAACAGUCGCGAUAACUCUCCUAGUCUAAAGGAGAUAAGGAACGGUUGUCAGCAACAGAGCGAGCGGAAGCCCCCGAUGCCCCCACGGUUGAUGCGUCCCGAUCCUCCAACUGCCCUGUCGCCCCCUCCUCCGUCCAUCGUCAACUCCAGUGAGAUCCUGGUGGAGCUGGAGCGCAACAACAACAACACUGCCAACACCGCGCUGCGUAAGGCGCCCGCAGGGGGCGACAGUGAGCCCAGCCUAAUCGAGUGCUUGCUGGUGAGCCCAGCUCUCAGCGCUCUGUCCAUUCAGCUCCCUGCCCAGGCUGACCGAGUGCUGGCCUGCUUUGCGCUCAUCCUCAAGAUGCUCUCGGACUAUGACGACUGGAGACCAGCGCUGGCUAGCCUGCUGCAGCCCAUCCCGUUCCCCAAAGAGGCACUUGCUCAUGCCAAAUUUACAAAAGAGCUGAAGUAUGUUAUUCAGAGGUUUGCCGAGGACCCCAGACAGGAGGUGCACUCCUGUUUACUCAGUGUGCGUUCUGGAAAAGAUGGCUGGUUUCAGCUCUACAGUCCAGGAGGCGUGGCCUGCGAUGAUGAUGGAGAGCUGUUUGCUAGCAUGGUUCACAUCCUCAUGGGUUCUUGCUACAAGACGAAGAAAUUCCUUCUGUCUCUGGCAGAAAACAAACUGGGGCCCUGCAUGUUGCUGGCACUGCGAGGGAACCAGACCAUGGUGGAGAUCUUGUGCCUGAUGUUGGAGUAUAACAUUAUAGAGAAUAAGGACACUCAGCUACAGAUCAUCUCUACCCUGGAGAGCACGCAGGUUGGCCUGCGUAUGUACGAGCAGCUGUGUGACAGACAGAGAGAACUCAAAGAACUGCAAAGAAAAGGAGGGCCUACCCGACUCACUCUGCCUUCCAAAUCCACGGAUGCCGAUCUUGCCCGCCUGUUGAGCUCUGGCUCCUUCGGGAACCUGGAAAACCUGAGUCUGGCCUUCACCAACGUCACCAGUGCCUGCGCUGAGCAGCUCAUCAAGUUGCCAUCCCUCAAACAGCUCAACCUGUGGUCCACUCAGUUUGGAGACGCAGGACUGAGACUGCUUUCAGAGCACCUGGCUUGCCUGCAGGUUCUCAACCUGUGUGAGACACCAGUCACUGAUGCUGGUCUGCUAGCCCUCAGCUCGAUGAAGAGCCUGUGCAGCUUGAAUAUGAACAGCACUAAACUCACCGCAGACACCUACGAGGACCUAAAGGCCAAACUCCCCAACCUGAAGGAGGUGGAUGUUCGUUACACAGAGGCCUGGUAAACGUAGUCAGCAUCCCCCUCCCCCCGAUUCUCAAGGAAUCCCUGACUUCAUAUACGCAUAAGGAUUUGCUGACACCAUCAAGACACCGAGCCUUUAACAUCAUCACAAUCAGUCAUUUGCAGACAAGGACUGUCUUUAUAGGAACAUUAUUCAACACCAAGGACCUUCUGGUGACAUGAGCCCAGCGUUUGCGUAGUGUCAUCAUCAAAACACGGAACUGACUUUCUUUGUAGCCACAUUAAAAAGCGCGAGCAUAUUUAUAGUGACAUCAUCAAACGAAAAGGAGGCCCAUCCUAUUUAUAAUCUCUUAAGGAGACUUUAACUCUUUCUGUCUUUUUCGACCGUCUUUCCCGAUUCAACCCGAUCAGCUGCGAGCGGUUCUCCAUGCAAGUGUGUCUGACCAAAACAACACCACUCUUUUUUUUCUUUUCUUCUUUUCCCAAGAUCAGAGACUUAACAGCUCAGAAGCCGACUCUCCUGCCUUCAUCCCUUUUUUCUCAUCCUGUUUCCCCAGAGGUGCACCCUGACUGGCGAGAGCCACAUUCCAGUACAGUUUGGAUGCCGCCUCCCUUGCGGAAAAGCUGUGCAUUCGUGCUCGGUCCUCUCAGUUCCCUAAUUUGCCCUUUUUUUUUCUAUCCAUCACAACUUGAUGCUGUUGCCACUGAUGUAGAAAGGUGGUAGCCUGAGUGUCCACUACUGUAUACACUCAUUUUAACCUCUCUCUCUCUCUGUCUCUCUCUCGAAAAUUUUUAUCAACUUGAAUGAGCAUAUUUUUCCACACAUCUCUGCUUUCAUAAAUGGCGUGUUUAUACAGUAUAAAGUAUAAAUAUAUAUAUAUAUAUAUAUAUAUAUCGAUAUCUAUAUUCCCUUUUGACAUUUGAACAAUUUCAGGAGCUUGGUUGUACAACCUACUAGACAGACGAAUUUUGAUCUUUCUCGCUGUUUUGUUUUGUCCACAUUUCUGUGGUCUCGUUUGAUUUAAGUCAGCGGUCGUUCGGAAGGUAGUCUGGGACUACUCAAUAUUUAUGAAGCCUCUUUCUUCUCAGUUCGAACCCUAGUGUUUCCUCACCAUCCAUCUCUCCUUGACGACUAAAUUGUUUUAUUUUUUUAUUUUUUGUUGUCAUGUUUGUUAAAUCAAAUCAGCCAAGAUGGUGCCUACAGGACAUUUUCUACGAAGAGUGCACCUCUUAAGAAGCGGUGUCACGAUCGCUGGAUGCAAUCUGUGUAAAUAUCUCGGCACGUUUCAUCAGCCUUGGUGAAAUGUUUUGAUUUCCUAUAGCGCUCGUUUUACAACGCAGGAUGACCAUCAACGUUACAUCCCGCUUGGAGACGUCACGCGCGUUUAGAAGAAACGGAACGUCCGGCCGUACUCCAUAAAUCAUCGAAAGCGAUUUCGCGUCGUUUAUUUUCCCGCUUAUCGUUUCCAAAGGUUUUUACUGUUACUGGUCACCGAGUCAGGUAAACAUUAGAAGGAAGAGACCCCCCGAGCAUGCUGUUUGAUUUGUGCAACAAAACGUCUUCUGUAAACAUCUGUGUAUAAUAUGCAAACUUUCCCGUAGGUGGCGGGCCAGUUGGUUAUAGCUGACGGCUUAAACGAACGCUUUGUUUAGACGUGAUACUAGACGUGGAUUGCAGCCACCGUCGGCAACUGUACCAGAGUGCUCGCCUCGCCUCUUCUUUUCUCUUCUGUCCCUCUCCCUGCACUUCCAAGCACAGACAGACCACGCUCUGGUUUGCUACCCCAGUCUGCUUGACCGGUCCCUGAUUGGACGGUUUCGAUUUGCCAUUAUUCUGAUCGGUCCAGUGGAGGAACUUGAACUGCGCGGUAGCUUUAAACGGAGCGUGGAGACGGACGCCGUGCACUGAGAGUGUAAUACUGUGUGUGUAUCGCAGAUGGUAUCGUGUUCUACCAUCUCAGGUCCAGAUAAAGACGCUGCGUGGUUGCAUCCUGUAUAAUGUACAUACAAGUGUAUAUAAUUUCCCUCACCCACUCUGUCUGCCGUAUAAUUCUUUAUUCGUUUCUUUCUCUCGUCUUUUUUGAGAGACUGCUGUUGCCUUCAUUUUCAGGAUACGUCUGCGUGUGCGGUCAGCUUUUCUUUUCUUUUCUUUUUUAUUUCUCUUCCCCAGACCAAGUGCACUGUAAUAACCUUCGAAAUGUCAUCUUUUAAUUGUUUUUUGUCACUUUAGUCUUUGUUUUGUUGCUUGUUUGGAAAUGUUUAUUUUUUCCCCCUUUUGCCGCAUGUACAUGUCGGAUAAGCAGAUGUUUUCAUUUUGUAAUUUCAUUUCGAAUGCUUGAAUCAGAUAAGCAUCAAUGCGAGGAAGAAGCGAGCGUGUAAUUACAGACCAAGAACUUCAACAGAGUGCCGUAUGCAGCAGAAAUGUAAUUAGUUGCCAUUAUAAACGAGAAGCCAAUGCGCUCUGUACGAGAGCGAACUGAACGGCGUGACGGUUGUAAACUAACAAGUCGGCUCAGUGGAGGAAAUCUGCUGUCUCUGCCCCCGAAGUCCUCAGAGAAGAUGUCUGGAAUGGUUUCUACUGUGUAAAGUGGACUAUAUCUGUGAGUGAUGGAGAUCUACAUAUCGUGAAGAGUUUCCCAACUGGGUUUUUUUGUUGUUGUUGUUGGAAGCGUC